AUGAAUAUUGGAUGUUACAUAUCGAUCUUGAUAUUAAAUGGAUGUGUUUGUAUUGUCACCUCAAUACACGUCUGCAGCAAUCAAACAGAAUUUGGUAAAACUGUAUAUCUAUCACGCGAUGAACGUGACGUAACCCAGUGCCAAUGUGACGUUUCUUUACCAGAAUACUCGAAAAAAGACUCUUACAAUAUUGGAUUUCACAGGCAAUGGUUUUCGAAUUCCUGUGAAUUUAAUUUCUUUGUGACUGAAAAUUCCAUUAGACGUAAUUAUUCCUGCAAAGAUUUUAAGGAACAAUAUUUUACUCUAAAUCCAGGAAACGUUUUAACUAUUGCCUUGGAAUCGAAUUCGGAUGCUGAUUUGUUCGAUUUUAAUCUAGUUGUACAUUCCUACACAGAUAACUCAACAUUAAUCUUAGAAUGUUAUGAACUAUUGAAUACGGGAGUACCAGGUGUGACUGGUCAAACGACUCUUGGUACAUCUAUAUCUACAAGCCCAGCUGAUGAUGGAAACGGGGAUACAGGACUAGGUGCAGGAGCAAUAGUUGGUAUAGUGAUAGGUGUUAUACUCCUUAUUCUGAUUAUAAUAAUAAUAAUAGUUUGCUUGGUGAAGAAAAAAAGAGAAGAAACAUACGCAAAUACGGCAAGACACGAUCAUGAUCUACAUAUCUACCAAUCUGUGACGUCUGACACCACAAAUGCGACACGAAUCACCUAUGAUAAUACGGGUAUGGUGUCAGAUAAUGGAGUUCCCGAAUUACCAAUACAGGAUUUUACUCCUGCUAGAGGGGACGUGAAUUCCAAUAAACAUUAUGAUAAUGAAAAUAGGAACUUGGAGACCGUCAUUGACUCAUCUUCAAUACCAGAUACGAGAAACAUCGAAAACAAUCAACCAAACAUAGUUUCUUCUCCACAAACUCGAGAUGUAGAUGCCGAUUUUUCACUGACACACAUUAAACGAGCUCCUGAUAAUGAUACAGAAGUUAAUCUGCAAGGGGAACAACCGACAAUUUUUGGUGAUGACGAUAUUGAGAAUUAUAGUGAAGUUACAAGACUAGAAUCUUCUCAGAUUUAG
Molecule: messenger RNA, 1071 nt
Organism: Lottia gigantea (owl limpet)
Lineage: Eukaryota; Metazoa; Mollusca; Gastropoda; Lottiidae
Exons: 5
Coding region: 1-1071 (356 amino acids)
Source: RefSeq, a predicted model, not a curated record